UUCCUUGUGAAUGAUAUGAAGAAUGCUACUUUUUUUUCCUUGUGAUGAUUCUUCUUAUCUUAUGGAACUUCUAAUUGAUAUGGUUCACAUCACAUUAUAUGAUAAAUCUCUUCGUCUGAGGGAAGCAGAAAGAGGUUCAUAUGGACCGUGUGAGGUUUAUUACUAUCAGUAGAUGGUGGAGAGGGCCCUGGGGACUGAAGAAGAGUGUGGAAGCAGUGGCAGUUGGAGUUGUUUUAGUUGGUGCUCUUUCAAUCUUCUUGGGCCUUGGAACACAAGAUAAAUCAAGUAGUGCUUGUCAAUUUCCAGCAAUCUACAACUUUGGUGAUUCAAAUUCCGACACGGGUGGUUUUCGGCUUCCUACCCCCUAUGGAAAUACCUUCUUUGGUAAACCUGUAGGCAGGUUCUCAGAUGGGCGUCUCAUCAUCGAUUUUAUAGCUCAUAGGUUGUGUCUCCCAUUUCUUAGUGCUUAUCUGGAUUCUCUCGGAUCAAAUUUCCAUCAUGGAGCAAGUUUCGCAACCGGAGGAUCUACAAUUCAGCCAUUAGAUGGCAGGAUGUUUGAAGCAAGAUAUAGCCCCAUCUCUCUUAACCUACAGCUUUCACAAUUUGCGCAGUUCAAAGCACGUGUAAAUGAGGUUUUCACUGAAGAUAAAAGGACCAGCCUCCCAAGACCAAGAGAUUUCUCCAAGGCCUUGUACACAUUAGACAUUGGACAAAACGAUCUUCAUGCUGGAUUAAGGUUGAAGACUAUGGACGAAGUUAGCUUUGACAAUAGAGGUAAUGAUUAUUUAUUACCUUCUCUAGUCAAUCAUACACCUCAUUCUUCUGUCACCAGCUUAUCUAUAUCAUAUGUAGCACUAUAUCUACUACAUAUGAUUAUGGAGCCACAUUCCUCAAAAACACUAGUUCUCACUAUUUUGGUGUCACUCUCACUGAGCUUAGCACCAUGCUUGGCUUUGGCCUCAACUUCGUGCAAAUUUCCAGCUAUAUUCAACUUUGGUGACUCAAACUCCGACACUGGUGGCUUGUCUGCGGUUUUCGGCCAGGCUCGCUCGCCCCAUGGAGAGUCCUACUUCCACGGCCCAGCAGGUCGUUACUGCGAUGGCCGUCUUGUCAUUGAUUUUAUAGCUAAGAGCUUCGGAUUGCCAUUUCUUAGCGCAUAUCUUGAUUCUGUGGGGAGCAACUUCAGCCAUGGAGCCAACUUUGCCACGGCUGGCUCAACCAUCAGACCCCAGAACACAACUCUUCGCCAGAGUGGUUUCAGCCCCAUCUCACUGGACGUUCAAUACAAUGAGUUCUAUGAUUUUCAUCCAAGAUCCCAAGUUGCUCGAAAUCGAGGUGGGGUUUUUAAACAACUCAUGCCUAAAGCACAAGAUUUCUCUCGUGCAUUGUACACCUUUGAUAUUGGCCAGAACGAUUUAACGGCCGGUUUGUUCUUGAACAUGUCCACUACCCAAGUAAAAGCUUAUGUUCCUGAUGUCCUAAAUCAGUUCAAAAACAUUGUCAAGAACAUAUAUGGUCAAGGAGGUAGAUAUUUCUGGAUACACAAUACAGGUCCCAUUGGUUGUCUUCCAUACGUUUUGGACCGCCUACCUGUAUUAGCCGCUCAGGUAGACAACGCCGGAUGUGCCAUACCUUACAAUAAAGUUGCUCAAUUUUUCAACCGUGGAUUAAAACAGGCUGUGUUCCAAUUAAGAAAAGAUCUGCCAUUGGCUGCAAUCACAUAUGUUGAUGUUUACUCAGCCAAAUACUCCCUCAUUAGCCAACCCGAAAAGCAUGGAUUUAAGGAACCAGUAAGAGCAUGUUGUGGUCAUGGUGGGAAGUACAAUUAUAACUUGCACAUUGGAUGUGGAGGAAAGGCUAAGGUUCAUGGCAAAGUAAAAUUGGUUGGAAAGGCAUGCCAAGACCCAUCUCUCUGGGUGAAUUGGGAUGGUGUGCAUUACACUCAAGCAGCUAACAAAAGGGUGUUUGAUCAGAUUGUAGAUGGUUCAUUUUCAGACCCACCAAUUCCAUUGAAAAGGGCUUGCCAUAGGCAGCAAGCUCAUUAGAUCACAUGUGACCCUUUGCUGUACUCAAAUAAAAUAUGUUGAGGCCAUUAGAAUCUU
This is a messenger RNA of Prunus persica (peach), 2102 nucleotides long. RefSeq names its product GDSL esterase/lipase At3g26430. The record is from RefSeq and is a predicted model, not a curated record. Gene Ontology annotation, molecular function: hydrolase activity, acting on ester bonds. NCBI's taxonomy places the organism in Eukaryota, Viridiplantae, Streptophyta, Magnoliopsida, Rosales, Rosaceae.